Molecule: messenger RNA, 2794 nt
Organism: Amoebophrya sp. A25
Lineage: Eukaryota; Dinophyceae; Syndiniales; Amoebophryaceae
Source: the annotation of a GenBank genome assembly
AUGGAUCCGUGGGCGUCUGUUCCCGUUUUCUACGGCACCCAGACGGGCAUUUCAGAGGAGUUUGCGCAACUGUUGCAGCAAGCGAGUGCCGACGUGCCCUUGGUCGCUACGAAUAUUUCGCUUCUAACACGCGAAUGGCUUGUGCAGACCCGUGUUGCGGUAUUCGUGUGCUCGUCGCACGGUGAUGGCGACCCGCCGGACAGUGCGACACAGUUUUUUGCGAUGCUGAAAAAUGAGCCUGCUGGAGGAGGAGAUGCGUCGAUAGGGAAAAAUGACGAUGUAGCGCAGCUGCCACUACGGAACCUGCGGUUCGCACUGCUCGGCUUGGGCGACUUAAAUUACAUCAACUAUCAGGGCUUCCCGAAAGCGCUGGAGAAGGAGCUUCUGAGACUGGGGGCGACCUUAUGGCACGUGCGAGGUGAGGCAGACAAUUCGGACGACAUCGACGAUGACUUCGAACAGUGGCGAGACAGCGGUUUCUGGACCUGUCUGGCGGAAGAGUGGAAGGCCUGUGCGGGCCAGCCCUACACAAUUGCCGAGGACGAGGUUGAGGACAAAGGAGGUGCGGCUGUCCUGGAGGAUCUUCAGGGUGGUGCGGCGCCCGCGCCUGUAGAGCAAGCAGUCGGAAAAAACGAAGAAGUGGCGGCACGCGAAGGAGAACGAGAAAAAGCGAAUGGCGACGUCUUGGGCAAGAAAGCCGCGCCCGAUGUUGCGGCUGCCGUGGCUAGCAAAAGCGUUGACUCUACCUCUGCUGUCAGUGCACAGUUAAAGCAGGAGCUGAAAGGCACACCCACCAAAUCUGCGGACAUGAGCGCGGACAGAAGAAGUAGAAGUGGAGAGCGUGUAUCCGCUUCUCGAAGUGGUAGCUUAUUUACGCCCCUACAGCCGCAGCCAUUUGGGCCGCUGCAACAUGUGCGGUCGCAGAUUACCAUGCUCUUGGAUUUUUUCAGUGACGCUGCCGAAGUGGAGUGCACUGCUGUGGAGCCCCUGCUCCCGAAAGCUGGAGAUGCUCGGCGAAUGGUUCAUGUAGAGUUCCUACCGUGCACGGGUGCUCAAGAUGCUAGCACUAAAGCAGCAAACCGCACCACUGUUUCACCUUUCCACGUGUCUGAUAAUGUUUCGCUCUUAGCUCCUUCAACGACGACAGCAUUGACUAGUGUCUUGUUUCCGGCUUCGUCCUCUUCUUCGGGGGAUCAUCGAGGAGAGGCAACAAAGACGCGGAACAAAGGUGUGCAGCAACCAGGAAAGUUCCUGAUGGGACUCAAUCUGGAUGAUGUAGUCGCGUCGCAAGGAGUCUUUCCAGGGAAGGGAACCGCCGCGGAGAAGGACGUGUGGCAUGGCCUGUGGCUUCUGUUGGGGGGAGAGACCGAGGCCGUUUCCGGGGCAAUUUUGCAGCGUGUAACGUCAUUAGCACAACAGGCACGGUUUUCCGGCUUGGACACAGUCGGUGGCUUUUUGCGGCACGUGUUUGCCUUGGAGAACGUGCUGUACCACAGUGGCGGGACGAAUGGUGCCAUUUCAUCUACAGGAGAACAGCAAUCCAGUAGAGAAGGCGCAGAUUCAACGAGCUCAAUAUCAAGUGCGAUCUUCGAGCACGUGAACAAGCCGCGACCGUAUACUCUCGUAGGGAAAACGGGUGUUUGUGUGACGCAUCAAGUGCGGGGACAGGCGUCGACCUUCUUGUGUCGCGAUUGCGCAGUGGGAGACCGACUCUUGGUCAAGGCAGUGACUUCGCCGCUGCGGCUUCUGGAUCUCCAGGCAAAGCUUGCGUCUUCGGCAGUGUUUCCGCGUCGUCCUUUGGUUCUCAUAGCCACGGGAGCCGGGAUGGGCGUGUUUGUCGGGUGGCUGCGCCAGUUUGCCUCGUCUCCAGAACGACAGGUGUCUGAUGUAACUCUGUUUUCUGGGUGUCGCUCCUGGACGGAAGUACCUUAUUGCGGUUUUUUACGGCGGUUUUCGGAUCCAGCUAGAAGGACUGUCAAUGGCGACCCCUUCAGUGAGACGAAUGGAGUAUCACUCACAGGAAGGAAGGGCGAAGAAAAAACAAAAGCAGAAGGCGGAAGGAAAAAAGUAGCAUCUUCAGAGCCGGACGUGCAAACUACUCCACGAGACAGCAGUGGUUGUUGCCUUCCCAUUGUCUUCCCUUCUUCUAAAGGUUGUGCCAAUGCUGAGGAUAUUAGUCCAGGCUCGGUAGGUCGACCCCUGGUCGCAGCAUUUCCUCCUCGUGUGGGACCGAAGGACAACACGGCUGCGGGAGCGCAGCAGGACAUGCUUUUUCUAGGACCUCCGGGUGAAGAUCAAACUUUCAGCUCAUCGACGAGAACGCCGAACGACGAUUUUCGCUUUGAAUGGCAUCUUGCUUUAUCGCGCGAAGGGGGGAAGAAAAAAUACUAUGUGCAGGAUGCUUUGCGGGCAAAAGAGAACUACCUGAGACAAAAGGUGGACACAGAAGGGGGCAUCGUCUACUUUUGUGGGGAGGGGAAAAUGAUCAAAGAUUGCAUUCUCUACCUUCGCAGCAUCCUUUCCCCAAAGGCUUUUGAAGAAAAGAGAAUAGUUGCGGAGCAGUGGGGAACCACAAGGCGCAACAGUCGUGGCGCCACUUCAUAGAAAUACGUACCGUUAGUGUAAGGGGCAUGUCACAAGCACAUGUGAGUGGUUACACCACAUUCAAUACAGCGUCAAUCUUCCUCAUCACAUCGCACAUAAAACGUGUAAAAAUGAAAUGUAUCUCUUGGUGAUUUUUUGACACGACUAGCACAACGAUUGCUGUGUCCGCUCUUUCCCUCAUUGCCAAAUC